AUGAACCAGAACUUAAGAUUUUCACCGAUUGAAAUCAAGCGGCUUCGAAGGCGCUGUCUCUCUCUCUCUCUUUCAGCAGCUGACAGAUUUCUGUCAAAAUUCAGCUUCGAGCGUUUUCCUUGUUCAGGACGCCUUUCCCUUAAAGCCGUGUGCUCACAGGAAUUUUUGUUUGUCAAAGAAACAUCAAAAAGUCUCAGUGUUAAGAAGCGAAUGACAUCGACUCCGUCGACAAACAAUGGCUGUAGGCUACCGUUAGUCUUGGGAAAGCAUUUUCCAACGAUUCGCAAUGUUGCGAAAUCGACCAAAUCGGUGCUAAUAAAAUAUAUGAAAUUCGUGGGUCCGGGAUUGAUGGUCAGUGUAGCGUACAUGGACCCAGGUAACUAUUCUACCGCUGUCGACGCAGGUGCCACUAACAGGUUUGCCCUCCUGUUUGUCAUUUUGCUUUCAAAUCUCAUUGCCAUUUUCCUUCAGUCGCUUUGCAUCAAACUGGGUACUGUCACUGGUUUAGACCUGUCAAGAGCUUGUCGUAAAUACUUGCCCCGUUGGUUGAAUUGGACACUUUACAUCUGUGCAGAAGCUGCGAUCAUCGCCACCGAUGUUGCUGAGGUCAUUGGUUCCGCCGUGGCUUUAAACAUUUUGAUCAAAGUUCCACUCCCAGCCGGUGUAGCAAUCACUGUGAUAGACGUUUUGUUCGUCAUGAUAGCUUACAAGCCUGGAAGUUCAUCUAUGAGAUUUGUUAGACUUUUUGAGCUUGCCGUCGCAGCUUUGGUCGUGGGUGUUUGCGUUUGUUUCUGCGUUCAGCUCGCCUUUCUGCCACGAAUUCCUGUACGCGAGGUUUUCCGUGGCUUCGCACCUUCCAAAGAAAUGUUUCGAAAUAACGGGAUAUACAUCGCGACCUCCGUUCUUGGUGCCACUGUCAUGCCACAUUCUUUGUUUUUGGGAUCUGCUUUGGUUCAACCUAGGCUGCUCGAAUAUGACGAGCAAAAUGGUAACUACUCCAAAUUGGCAUCGGUAGAGGUUGCCUCUGUGUCAUCGUCGAGCGAAAAGCUGAGUGAAGAUGAGAAUUUGGAUAAAGCCUACCAAAACUACAAACCGAGCAUGUCCGCAAUAAAUUAUGCGCUAAAAUACUCAAUCUCGGAGUUGGCCAUUACCUUGUUUACGUUUGCGCUAUUCGUGAACAGUUCUAUUCUGAUCAUUUCAGGUGCAACAUUAUACGGUUCUCCGGAAGCUGCCGGGGCUGAUUUGUACACGAUUUACCACCUUUUGUCUAAUAAUUUGGCCCCAGUAGUUGGAACCAUUUUCAUGCUUGCCUUGUUGUUGAGCGGUCAAUCAGCGGGGAUAGUCUGUACAAUUGCAGGUCAGAUUGUCAGUGAGGGUCACAUCAAUUGGAAAUUGAAACCUUGGAAGCGGCGCAUAGCUACGAGAAUGAUUUCAAUCAUACCUUGCCUUGCCAUUUCCUUGAGUGUCGGCCGCUCAGCCCUAUCCCAAACUUUGAAUGCCUCACAGGUCGUGUUGUCUUUGUUGCUACCUUUCCUGACCGCGCCUUUGAUCUACUUCACUUGCAAGAAGUCUGUUAUGAAGGUUGAAAAGCUAGGCAAUAGUGGUGCGAGGCCAUCCUCGCAGCCAGACAUCGAAAGUGGUGAUACUAAUAUUGAUAUGUCGAACAACUGGAUCACGUCUAUUGUUGCUGUGCUUAUCUGGCUUUUUAUCUCUGUUUUGAAUGUCUAUGCUAUUGUUCAGCUGGGUCUCUCUCACGGUGACAUCAAUUGA
Messenger RNA from Lachancea meyersii CBS 8951, 1770 nucleotides. Lineage: Eukaryota; Fungi; Ascomycota; Saccharomycetes; Saccharomycetales; Saccharomycetaceae. The record is from the annotation of a GenBank genome assembly.